Diabrotica balteata is the source of this 1077-nucleotide messenger RNA. The record is from the annotation of a GenBank genome assembly. NCBI's taxonomy places the organism in Eukaryota, Metazoa, Arthropoda, Insecta, Coleoptera, Chrysomelidae.
AGUUAAUUAAAGUUUUGUUGUCAAAAUCGAAAAAAAUAACCUAAUUUUUGUAAAAAGGGGCGCGGUUUUAAUAAUUCAUAUUUGUUUUACUUAAUAGGUAUUAAGGCAUACAAAUGACGACUAAUAACGAACAAAAUGUAAAACCUGAACUGAAAUCUGAUCCAUUGAAAGACAAUUUGAAAGUGCAACGAUUGGAUAGUGAUACGGACACUAAUAAAUUAAAACGCGAUGAUGCAAAAACCGAGAUAUCUACAAAAGCUGCCCCAUCUGAAAUUUCUGCAGAACCAAUUUCCACAUCAACAUCACUAAUAGUACAUGGUCCAUCAAAUAGAUCUUCAUCCACGAGUUCAGAGUUAGAGUGGGAGGACAAAAUUACUGUAUUUAUUAAUAAAGAAGAUAAACAGAUGAUCCUGUAUGAAUAUGCAAAUUCCUUGGCAAUUCAAGCAUUUCUUAAAAUGUGCAACUUGGGUUAUGAUAUCGAACAACGUGAAAAUGCUGCCGAUAUGUCCCCUACGCGAACUAUCCCAUUCAUCAAAGUUGAAAAGUGUAUAGUUGGAGGGCUGGAAAAUAUCGUGCAUUUCAUAAAAAAUAAGAAUAUAAAUUUAUCAGAUAAAUUAUCACACGAUCAGAAAAUUGAUUUGAAUUCAUAUAUGGCUUUGGCUAACAAUUUAAAGUUAGUAGAAAUUUAUAUUUGUUGGAGAGAUAAGGCAACUUAUAAAGAAGUAACUAGAUUGAAAAAUGGAUCUGUGUAUCCGUGGCCAUUAAACUGGAUUCAUACUCUCAUGAGACGAAACGAAGCGAAUAAAUACCUAAAGAGCUUCGAGUGGAACGAUAAAAGUUUAUCCGAGGUUCUUUAUGAAUUCGAACGCACUUGUGAAGCUUUAAACCGGAGAUUAGACGGAAAAACCAAGUUUUUUGAAAUUGGCGAUACAGAGCUUGAUGCCUGCGUGUUUGGGCAUUUUUAUGCCAUUUUGUAUACUCCUUUACCAAAAAAUUAUCUAGCAAAUUAUGCAAAAAGAUUUCCGAAAUUGAUCAAAUUUGUAAAAAGAGUUAAAAAAGAAUACUUCUAAAAUUUAC